AUGGAGACAAUUACCAACAAACUCCAGAACGUCAUGGGUACUGCCACUGGGCCGUACAGCGGAAAGACUGCCCUUUUGCUCGGCGCCGGUUUUGUCACACGCCCAACCGUAGAUGUUCUCGCAAAGUCUGGCGUCAAAGUCACAGUGGCAUGCCGUACCUUGGAAAAGGCUCAAGGCCUAGCUAAGGGCAUUCCUAACACCAACGCCAUUAGCCUUGACGUAAAUAACGCCGAAGCGCUCGACGCCGAAGUCGCCAAGGUUGACGUUGUCAUCUCUCUCAUUCCCUACACAUUUCACGCCACUGUCAUCAAGUCAGCGAUCCGCAAGAAGAAGAAUGUCGUCACAACAUCAUAUGUCUCCCCCGCCAUGAUGGAGCUCGACGCUGAGGCAAAGGAGGCCGGUAUCACAGUCAUGAACGAGAUUGGUGUAGACCCUGGUGUCGACCAUCUCUCGGCUGUCCUUACCAUCGAUGAGGUCCACAAGGCUGGCGGCAAGAUCCUGUCUUUCAAGUCAUACUGCGGUGGUCUUCCCGCUCCAGAGGCCUCAGACAACCCCCUCGGUUACAAGUUCUCCUGGAGCUCCAGGGGUGUACUGCUCGCCCUGAGAAAUCAGGCAGCUUUCUACCAAGAUGGCGAGGUCAAGUCGAUCGAGGGCCCAGAGCUCAUGGCCGAGGCAAAGCCAUACUUCAUCUACCCCGGCUACGCUUUCGUCGCAUACCCCAACCGUGACUCCACACCCUACAAGGAGCGCUACAACAUCCCAGAGGCACAAACCAUUAUCCGUGGUACACUGAGGUACCAGGGUUUCCCAGAGUACAUCAAGUGCCUGGUAGACAUUGGCUUCCUGUCAGAAGACCCCAAGGACUUCCUCAAGGAGGGCCAGAAGAGCACCUGGCGCGAUGCCACGGCCAAGAUUGUUGGUGCCACCAGCAGCAAGGACGAAGACAUCAUCUGGGCCAUUUCCUCCCGAACAAAGUUCGCCAGCACAGAAGAGAAGGACCGCAUCAUCUCCGGUCUCCGCUGGAUCGGUAUCAUCUCAGAUGAGGAAAUCAUUCCUCGCGGCAACCCUCUGGACACUCUAUGCGCUACUCUGGAGAAGAAGAUGCAGUAUGAGGAGGGUGAGCGCGACAUGGUCAUGCUCCAGCACAGGUUCGAAAUCGAAAACAAGGACGGCAGCAAGGCGGUCCGCACCUGCACACUCGUAGACUACGGUGACCCCAAGGGCUACUCGGCCAUGGCCAAGUUGGUCGGUGUGCCGUGCGCGGUAGCUGUCCAGCAGGUACUUGACGGUACGCUCAGCGAGAAGGGUAUCCUAGCGCCUAUGAGCACGGAGAUUUGCAAGCCGUUGAUGAAGACAUUGGAGGACCAGUAUGGUGUGUACUUCAAGGAGAAGACCAUCCCCAUGUAA
Messenger RNA from Bipolaris zeicola 26-R-13, 1407 nucleotides. RefSeq lists its product as uncharacterized. Gene Ontology annotation, molecular function: saccharopine dehydrogenase activity. Gene Ontology annotation, cellular component: cytoplasm. The record is from RefSeq and is a predicted model, not a curated record. The transcript is spliced from 5 exons. NCBI's taxonomy places the organism in Eukaryota, Fungi, Ascomycota, Dothideomycetes, Pleosporales, Pleosporaceae. The coding region runs from base 1 to 1407 and encodes 468 amino acids.